AUGAAGGGCGACGACCAGCAGCCCGGGCUGACGUGGAUGGACGCCAUCGGGCUGACGUAUUUAAGCUCCUCGGGCUCCCGCAAAAGCAUCAGCAUCGUCCUGGACCAGUUACUGGCUGAUGCGGGGAAACACCCUUUCGUUGUUACGUUCGGGGAAGAUGACGUCACUGAAGCCAUUGACACAUUGACGGCGUGGAAGAGCCCGGAUGGCGUGGCAGCCGUGCACCGCUCCGCUGACGUCAUCGCCCAGCUGACCGUGACGAUCGCGGGCCUUCUAGAGAUGGAGCUGACCACCGAUAAAGACGGCAUCCACUUUCUCAACUUCGACCUCAAGAAGAUCGUCACCAGCCCACGUGUCCAUGGGGUGUUGGGUCAGAUGUACGCGCCCGGUGCGGUGGAAGAGCGCCUCGCGAUGGGCACACUCGAGGGCUUCAACCACCGCGAGUACGUGGAGGGGACGGAAGAAGACUACGAGACCUCCAGCCUUACGGCGCCCGACUGCAGCUACACCAAAUUCGACCUGCCGCGCUUCGAGGCCACGACGUCACUACCGAGAGCGUUGGGGACCGCUUCCUUGCCAACCCAAACUCGCCGCAAGCAGCUCUCAACCUCGGUCGUGGAGUGUCGCCAGAUUAAGCACACCGCCAAGGGGGUGUCCCUAGUCUGCACCGGCCAGUGA
Molecule: messenger RNA, 678 nt
Organism: Klebsormidium nitens
Lineage: Eukaryota; Viridiplantae; Streptophyta; Klebsormidiophyceae; Klebsormidiales; Klebsormidiaceae
Source: the annotation of a GenBank genome assembly